UCGGAUCACUGGUUGGUUCAUAGGCAGUAGCAUACAUUACCGAGCACAGGCCACGGGUAGUAGACAGUGAAACAGAGCAGACAAUGAAACAGAGCAGAGGCGUAAAAUUGAGAUGAAUGUAUCAAUUGCAAGGGCUAACAUAGGAGUAUUCACCUUUCAUUUCUUACCCUGUAAACCCUGUUCAUUUGCAAAUGCUAACAAUGGAGGAUUCACCUCACAUUUGUUCCCCUACAAACCCAUAUUUUCUUCACUUUCCAACAGAAAAACAAUUGGAUCAAGCUUCGUAUCAUAUAAGUUCGAAAACGAAAUCAAGCACCAUCUCCGCGCACAAUCUUGCUUCAACCAUGGCUUGUCGUCGUUGGAACGUGCCCAUGUAACCGUGGAGGAUGAUCUCCGAGCUUUCCUGGAUAUUCUUCCAUCUGAUUUGCGUGACAUUCUUGCGAAAGAUCCCAAGAGGGAUAAACUCUUAGAGGUUAUAUUGGACCUGGGACGUCUGCCGAAGGCACGCUAUCUAGGUGAAUUUGGCGAGCAGUAUUUAAGGAGCACCAAGGUAUCAAUCCAAGAACUAGAAUAUGCUCAAAAUUCUGUUGGAGAAUUUGGAAAAAAUAAUAGAGCUGGCAUUGAAGGUACCUUGCACCGAAUAUCUGCAAUCCAUAGUAGGAAAGGGGUCAUAGUGGGUUUGACUUGCCGAGUUGGCAGGGCAGUUAGUGGUCAUGUUGACAUGGUUCAUGAUCUGCUUCAUUAUGGGAAGAGCAUCUUGUUUGUUGGAAGGCCUGGGGUUGGCAAGACCACUGUUAUGCGAGAGAUUGCACGAGUCUUGUCAGAUGAAUUUGACAAAAGAGUGGUGAUCGUUGAUACAAGCAAUGAAAUAGGAGGGGAUGGAAAUAUUCCACAUGCUGAAGUAGGAGGUGCAAGGCGAAUGCAGGUUCCGGAACCAUCUAUGCAGUACAAGGUCAUGAUUGAGGCAGUAGAAAAUCACAUGCCUGAAGUAAUCAUUGUUGAUGAGAUAGGCACAGAAGCUGAAGCUCUUGCUUGUCGUUCAAUUGCUGAGAAAGGCAUUAUGCUCAUUGGUACUGCUCAUGGAGAGCAGCUUCAAAACAUAAUCAAGAAUCCGACUCUUUCUGACCUGAUUGGGGGAUUACGACCUGUUACCUUAGGAGAUGAGAAAGCCCGAUCUAGAGGGAGUAAAAAAAGUAUUCUUGAAAGAAGAGGUCCUCCAACCUUUUAUUUCUUGAUUGAGAUGAGAGAGAGGCAUCAUUGGGUUAUGCAUCGGACAGAUAAGAGUGUGGAUAUGCUGCUUCGCGGACAGAGCCCAUUAGUUGAGGUAAGAAAAAGGGAUGAUCAGUUCAAGGUUGUAAUAGAAAGAUGGAAGACAUAUGACGUCGAAAGUGUCAUGUAGUAUGUUUCUAAAAUUUUACAACUAUUUUUAUAUUUGAAUACGGAUGAUGGGGCUUGUAAGGGGAAUCCUGGUUAUGGUCAGUGGUGUAUUGGUUUUAUUGUUCAUUUAGGCACUUGCACCACCAGUUAGUUAUUAGUGUAUGUGUAUAGAUAGAUAGAGACAGAGAGAUCCAAUGCACGACUCUGCUGUCAAAUUCAUCCGACAAGACUCGUGUGCAAUCUCCCGCAUAAUAGUAGUCUUGACUGACAACUCCAGGUCUUUACAAGUAUCAUAAAGAUGUAAUUUUACACAAGAUAACUUACAAAAUAUGCUUUGAAGCUCAAAUUCAGACAUUAUGCACA
This is a messenger RNA of Jatropha curcas, 1740 nucleotides long. Its product is annotated as P-loop containing nucleoside triphosphate hydrolases superfamily protein. NCBI's taxonomy places the organism in Eukaryota, Viridiplantae, Streptophyta, Magnoliopsida, Malpighiales, Euphorbiaceae. Gene Ontology annotation, molecular function: ATP hydrolysis activity. The record is from RefSeq and is a predicted model, not a curated record.